AUGAUUUGUACGGACGAUUGCACCUGCAGCUUGUGCCGGGAGUUGCGUGGGUACAAGCUGAAGGUGAAACCGACUAAACCGACCGAUCGAUCGCACGCCGAUCCCGGAAGUCAGCAGCAAUCGCAAUCGAAGUACUGCAAGAACGCUAAGCUGACGCGCAACGAUAACUUCAUCUUGCGCCGGCGAACCUCCAGCGAGUAUCAGCGUGCUCCAGCGGGGGAAGAACAGCAUGAUCCUGGUGCAGGAUAUGCCCAACAACAGCUGCUCCAGCAACAACAUCAAGGUCAACGAGAUGGCCGUCACUGUCAACAACUGCAGAGCAAUCGUAUGAAGAAAGCGCAAAGUUACAACGAGAUACCGAACGCGGGCAAUGGAGCUGGCAGAUCACGGUACCAUCCCGGUGGUGGUCCAAGUUCCAAGAUGAUCAAGAGCACGAACAACCUCACGGAGGAGGACGACUACUACAGCUAUCUGCCCCCAUCACCACCACCACCCGUGACCGCCGGUGGAGCACCGGUGAAGAACAAAAUCGAGAAGCAGAAAGAUCACAAAGUGAUCAUCUACUUCGGUGACUCGAUCGCGCACCGGAAAAGCGAUAAGACGCGUCCGGCUCCACCGCCACCCUCGGGUACACCACCCCCACCCAAGGUCACGGAACUGAACGUGUUUCACGCGCAGCGACUGUGCGAGGAAACGGCGGAAAUGCAGCAACAACGCGCGGAAGGUGGCAGCAGCAGCAGUGCCGGAAGUAGCAGCUGUGGAGUCGCCAUCAGUCGACCAACCGUGCGGGAGGCUUUGGAGAAAAAACCCGACCAAGUGGGUGCGAAACCGGGCAAGGAGUUUAUGCUGCAGCUGAAAUCGGUGCUGGAGGAGAAGAACCGUGGGGUUGUUGAUGGAGGAGUGCCCGUUCCGGUUGCCGGUGAUGGUUCAACGGCGAUGUUGGCCACCAGUGAAGAUCCAAAGCCUAAGCGGAAUCACACGCAGGUGGUCGAGAUCCGGCGGGUCGAUAAAACGGUGGCUACUGAUGGUGCAACGGACACGUCACUGCCGUCAUUCGUCGAGAGCGUCAUCAACGGUGUCAUCAACAUCAAGAUCGAGGAAAGCUUUCGGGUGGCGUCGGACAUUGUGCAGGCUGUGUUUGAGGACCCGGGACCGGAUGGGGCCAACGAGUAUGGUUACGAUGAUGACGACGUUGGGGAUCCGUUCGAUUGGAGCUUCGUGCAGAACUGGAGAGCCCGACCUUCCGGGACGACCGUCGCGGGCAGUGGGCAGGUUAGCUCGACCCCAAACACUCCCAGCAACCAGAGCAGCAUCGGUCUCGCCAACAACCCCACACUGGCCGGUUCGAGCGGUGUCAGUGGUGCAGGUGGCGCCACCGGAAGCGCCAACUACCCAACCAGCCCAAAUGGGCUCUCACCCGGAAACCACUACAUAGCGUCCUCGAAUCCGGUCGCAUCACCGGGAGCUCGUAUUCAGAGUCCAGCGAUCGCAACACCGGCACCACGGGUUUCGAAGGAGAUCGCACUGCGACCCGCCAACGGGAAUGGUGCGGACAUGCGGAAUUACAGUCUGUCUCCGGUGAGCCAACCUGGUGGAAAUGGAGGCCAACCGAAUGGAGAACCUCCUAACGGAUCACAACCGAGUGAAAAUGGACGAAAGUUUCACCAAUCCCACGGGCAACCGGCUAACGGUGGACAUCACGCUCAACAGCAUCCGAACGGUGCAGUGCAUCAUCAACACCAUUCCCAGCAACAGCAGCAACAACACCAGCAACAACAGCAGCAGCAACACCAUCAGCAACAAUCAGGCCCACACCGUUCCGUUGCAGGACCAACGAAGCUAACCGUGCAAAGCUCCCCAGUAAAAGCCCAACCGGCAAUGGUGAGUGCAGGACUCGAGAAAGCACUUGCUGGUUCUCCUGGCGCCGGUGGAACUUCUAACGACAAGCGCAGUGUCAACGGAAACGUGAUCAACAGCGUUACCACGAUCAACGAGCAGCCCAACUCAAGCAGCACGGGCAGCAACGUGAGCCACCUGAAGCAACACUUCUCACAGAAUCACCACGCGGUACCGGCAACAUACACCCACGCAGCGGUAACCAGUGGUCCCACACAACCAGGCGCACAUCUAGCGAGUCCUCCUCAAAAAGGAGCACCACUGGGGAUCACACGUACGCACCAUCACACCGGUACGCACGAUUUCCGAGGGUUACAACGCGUCAACGAAUGCCACAGCUCGUCCGAUGAGAACCGAUCAUCAGGACACGCCAGCAUGUCAGACACGGGCCACGGAAGUAGUUCACCCGGUGGAGGAACACGAGCCGGUGGACCAUUAGGUCCUUUGCCAGAGGAUCGUCUAGCGGCUGGUGUCACGAAUCGUAGCGCACGUUCACGAGCCAGCUCAAACCACUCACGAUCGCGUCAUCGUGCAACACCUGCUAAGAUCCCGUGGGGUGGUGGUGGACUCGAGGACAUCAAGAUGGCGAUUCAGCAGCUUACGAUGCGCUCACACACGUCCACUUCGACGUACAGCAGCUUAAGCGCCGGCUCGGAAAGCUCAGAACCGGUACGUCGGCUCGGUCGGUACAGUUCGCUUGAAACGGUCAACACCAACGUGACGAGCGCAGAUGAGUUCGUGUGGGUGGAUUCGCAUAAUAGGCUGGUUGAGCUGCAACAUCCUCCUUGGAGCCAGCACUGCGUGUUGCGAGUGAUACGCACUGGACGCUGCCGUGAGUACGCAGAGCGUGUUUCGGUGGAAGCUGUACCACGGUUGGGGUACCUUUUGCAGCGUGCUUUGGUGCGAGUAGCUCGCGAAGUUCAGCGACUUUCAGGUGGACUGGGGUUGUGCUCAAAACACGAGGUAGCCGGCGCGUUUAAGAUCGUCCUUUCUCCGGCACUGUCCGAUUCGUGCAUUAAAGCGUGCCUUCGAGCAGCCGCCAUGUUUGCUGUGCCGGGGGACAGCGCGCUUAAGCAGAGUAAAUCGGCCCGAGCCGGGCUACAGCUUCCGGUGGGACGUUUCCAUCGCUGGAUGGCUGAUGCACGGUUGGGACGGUUCGUUCACGAGUACGCUGCGGUGUAUUUGUGCGCGGGUCUCGAAAACCUACUCGAGGAGAUCUUCCUCCAGUGUUUGCCGACUGAUCCGGGUGCGGCUUUGACUGCAACUGGGCUUGAGCAUGCGAUCGCUGGUUCUGGUGACUUGUGGGGGUUGUUGCAACCGUACGCACACUUAAACGCUGGCCGAGUUGCAUCUGGUGCACUCACGAUGCCACGAUGGGCCAGUCAAUCGUCGAUCAACUCUGCUGGAGCUGGUUCAGGCGCUCUCGAACCUUGCCUGCUGACCACGUGCGUCGGUAGUUUGGGUGAGCUAAAGGACCUUGUUGGGCGCGCGCAACAACGCAGCCAACACGUGCCAAUCUCCCAGACAGCCUUCCGCGUGCUGUUCUACUUCAUGCGUUGCUCGCAGCUCGAACAUAACGACGUCGGUGCUGCGACGAAUGGUACGGCCAGCAACAUCCAGGAGCUUUGUUACGAGCGCGCAUAUGUCGUCCUUCCACCGUUGGUAGAGUGGCUACGUGUUUCAUCGGCUCACGCCGAGUACCGACACGCGUUGCUCAUCGACAAGGACGAUAUCAUGCAGGCAGCCCGGUUGCUGUUGCCUGGUGUUGACUGUCCACCACGAUUAAUCGCUUCCGAGGAGGAAUUGCCCUCCAAACGGACCCCAGGGUUGACCGGGGCGCAAAGUAUCAGCUCAUCAAAUCACUCCGGUCAGACACAACCACUGCACGGAUCACUCACCUCUAACUCGUCCAUAUCCACCACCGGUAGCAUCGAGGACUCCAGCGAGUGUGGUCGACGUGCAACGUACGCUUUGGCCUUCCGGCUGAUGCUAACGGGCCGACCGGAGUUGUUGAUUCAGGCGCUUUCACUCGUACCACCGACGACACGCUACGACACGCUUAACCACCAGGGUCUAACAGCGCUCAUGAUAGCAGCUGUACGCAACGACGAGACGGCCCUCCAGACACUGCUAGAUGCCGGAGCCGAUCCGAACGUCGAGGUGCCCUCUUCCGGUCACCCCAAUUGUCCGGCUAUCCACCCGGAAACGCAGCACUGGACCGCGGUCACAUUCGCGGCCUGCAAAGGCAACUACCAGGCGUUACGUAUUCUGCUUGAGCGUGGUGCCCACGUGGAAGGUGGUGCUCGGCUCAGUGAGGAUAAGUGUACUCUCACGCCACUGCAGGUGGCCAGCGGUUCGGGUAUCGUGGAGGUAGUGGCGCUUUUACUUGCUCACGGAGCGCACGCGUUCCUUUCCACGCAGCAGAAGGACCUGCUGUGCUUCUCAGGCACUGCUCAGCGGGGUUGCUAUAGUGCAAUCUCGGUGGCGGCCGCUCACGGACAACGGGUGACGCUGAGGAAGCUGCUGUCACACCCACUGGCACCGGGAAGCCGAGAAGUGCUGUCGCUGGAGGAGAUGCUCGCCGAAGGAGAUGGUGGAAACACGCGCACCCAGCUUGAGCGCCAACCGGAAGCUCCACCAACGCUGAACAAAACCCAAAUCAAAAGUCUUCAAGAGGCCAUGUACCAUAGUGCUGAAAACAACCACCUAGAUAUCACCAUCGAGCUGCGUGCCCUGGGUGUGCCGUGGACAUUGCACUGCUGGAUGCACGCCCUGGCGGCAGCGCACGAGCUGCGCCUUGACGCCGUUAUCGAUCAACUGCUGCAGGACUUUUUGCAGGUGUGCCCAGACGACUACAGCCAGCAGUUUGUGACCGAAUGCUUACCGUUGCUGUUCAAUAUUUUCCGCUACAGCAAGAAGGAAGGUACCACGCUGCUGUUGGCUGACAUCUUCAGCACCUGCUUCGGGUGGGAACCGAUCAAGCCGAUCAAGGAGCCGGUCUUGCAGCCCUCGAACGGAUCACGCAUUGAUCCUAAGUUCGUCAAUAACCCAGAGCUGAGCGACGUCACAUUCAGAGUGGAAAAUCGCAUCUUUUACGGACACAAAAUCGUUCUCGUCACCGCAUCUCCGCGUCUGCAGAGCAUGUUGAGCUCGAAGCUGAACGAAGGCACCGGCACACCGACCGUGCAGAUCAACGAUAUUCGAUAUCAUAUAUUCGAGCUGGUGAUGCAGUUCCUGUACAGUGGUGGAUGCAACGCUCUGGAUGUGGUAGCUGCCGAUGUUCUGGAGCUGAUGGCAGCGGCCAGUUUCUUCCAGCUGGAGGGUCUCCUGCGCUACACGGAGGCCCGUUGUGCCGAUAUGAUUGACAUUGACAACGUAGUCGCCAUGUACAUACAUGCGAAGGUCUACAACGCCCAAAAACUCAUGGAGUAUUGCCAGGGCUUUUUGCUGCAGAACAUGGUCGCUCUGCUGACCUACGAUGAUUCAGUAAAGCGGUUACUGUUCGCGAAGAAAAUUCCCAACCAUGACGUACUAACCGGACUGCUGACCACGCUGCAAGCCCGCAUCAAGGCUCGCCGUAUCAGCACGUCUAAUUCGAGCACCGGAAACGCGUCUACGAACGGCGCGACCACACCCAAUGCAACACCGGCCAACAGGCUGUCGGGAAACGGAAAGUCUAAGUAAUGCUGAUACUCGGGGGCAUCUUUUUUAUCUUACCCACUCAUCACAAUUACCGGUUCAUUCAACACAAUGAACCUAUCGAUGCACUGAUUGUAAUAUGCUGCUCCUCUGUACCCUGGAGUUCUAUUUCUAAUGGAACUGGUCCAUGCGGCACGAUACGUAUCGUGCCAACCGGUGUGUUUGUUCCGGACCGCCGAUACCUGUAAUCGAAGCAUAAAGUGUACAUUAUUGCUUUAUUAUAAUUAGCUAUCACUCUUCAUACAAAGAGUGCAA
Anopheles nili is the source of this 5850-nucleotide messenger RNA. RefSeq lists its product as uncharacterized. NCBI's taxonomy places the organism in Eukaryota, Metazoa, Arthropoda, Insecta, Diptera, Culicidae. The record is from RefSeq and is a predicted model, not a curated record. The transcript is spliced from 9 exons. The coding region runs from base 1 to 5580 and encodes 1859 amino acids. Gene Ontology annotation, cellular component: nucleosome. Gene Ontology annotation, molecular function: protein heterodimerization activity; structural constituent of chromatin; DNA binding.